Molecule: messenger RNA, 2529 nt
Organism: Tachysurus fulvidraco (yellow catfish)
Lineage: Eukaryota; Metazoa; Chordata; Actinopteri; Siluriformes; Bagridae
Gene: itgb7
Product: integrin, beta 7
Exons: 16
Coding region: 150-2396 (748 amino acids)
Biological process (GO): cell migration; cell adhesion mediated by integrin; integrin-mediated signaling pathway
Cellular component (GO): cell surface; integrin complex; focal adhesion
Molecular function (GO): integrin binding
Source: RefSeq, a predicted model, not a curated record
CACACACACACACACACACACACACAAGCACACACACACACACGUACACACACGCACACACAGCUGUACUGUGAGAGGAACAGAGACUCACAUUCGACACACAUUCACUCUUCAUACAGGACACAAGGAUUUCAGGGUCUUCAGGAGUCAUGCUGUUUGUUCUAGCCUUUGUCUUUGCCCUUUACACGGCGCCCCUGAGAUGUACAGCAGAUCCAUCUCCAGUCUGUCAGCCACGCUCUACCUGCUCUGAGUGUUUGAAGAGUCCAGGAUGUGCAUGGUGUAAGCAGAAGGAUUUUCUGAAGUCUGGAGAAUCAGACGAACGCAGAUGUGACUCUGCUGAGUCCCUGAGGAUGAGGACAUGCCAGAGUGAAAAUAUGAUCGAUCCAAAACCCCAUAGUUCAAUCAUGAAAGAAAACGAACUGAACAGUGACCUCACAAAUGUGGUGCAGCUCAAACCUCAGAGCCUGAAAGUCAAACUCAGAGUCGGUGUGCCACGGGAAUUUGAAGUGGAGUUUAAGAGAGCUGAAGGUUAUCCCAUAGAUUUGUACUAUCUGAUGGACCUGAGUUACUCCAUGCAGGAUGAUCUGGAUAAGAUUAAAAACCUCGGACAGGACAUUCUGGACAACCUGAAGAAAGCCACAAAGACUGUCCGCAUUGGUUUUGGCUCAUUUGUCGACAAGGAGAAGCUUCCGUACGUUAGCCAGAUUAAGUCCAGGAGACAGAACCCCUGUCCCACCCGAUCAGACACGUGCCAGCCCGCCUUCACCUUCCACAAUGUUCUGCCUCUGACCAGUGAAGCCAAAGCAUUUAAGAAAGAAGUCAGUAAGCAGAAAAUAUCUGGCAACCUGGAUUCACCUGAAGCUGGUUUAGAUGCUAUCAUGCAGGCUGCCGUGUGCCAGGAGAAGAUCGGCUGGAAGGAUGUGACUCGGAUUCUGGUCUACACCUCCGAUGACACCUUCCACAUGGCAGGAGAUGGUCGACUUGCUGGAAUAUUUACACCACAUGAUGGAAAGUGUCACCUUAAGUCUGACGGUUCUUAUGACGGCAAACUGUUUGAUUAUCCCUCAGUAGGCCAUCUCUCUCAGGUGCUGCAGGACAAUAACAUUCAGCUCAUAUUUGCUGUGACAAAAAACACCUUUUCUGCCUAUCAGGCACUGAGUGCGUUGAUUCCUCAGUCGGUGGUUGGUGUGUUGGAGGAUGACUCCAGUAAUGUAGUCCAGCUGAUCUCUGAUGCUUAUGGGAACUUAUCCUCCACCCUCCUGUUGGAGCACAACAUGUCCCUGCCUGGUCUCCAUGUGUCCUAUCUGUCUCACUGCAAUAAUCAGUCAGGCAGUAUGUGGCAGAACAGAGGAGAGUGUACGGGCAUCCGAGACGAGAAGGUUUCUUUCACUGUGCGUCUGAACGCCUCUGAAUGUUUGGCUGAUUCUACGACAUUUAAGAUACAACUGAAGGGCAUUAAUGAGGUUCUGCUGGUUGCUGUGGAAACACUGUGUAACUGUAACUGUGGGGAUUCAGAGGAGAAUUCAACACACUGUGGAGGAAAAGGAUCAUUUGAGUGUGGAGUCUGCAGGUGCAGUAAAGGUUAUUUAGGUCAGCAUUGUCAGUGUGAGAGCACAAGUGACAGCGUCAGUCGUAUUUCUUGUCGCCGUGACAACAGCUCUCAGGAGUGCAGCGGUCAUGGUGUGUGUGAGUGUGGACUGUGUGUGUGCAGUGGACAUUUCAGUGGGAAAUACUGCCAGUGUAACGAUGACAGCUGUGAACGCCAUGAAAACAAAAUCUGUAACGGUAAAGGUAAAUGUAACUGUGGUAAGUGUGAGUGUGUUGAUAACUACACAGGCCCAGCGUGUGAGUGCUCACACAGUAAGUGUGCUCAGAAAUACGGGAAGCUGUGCAGUGGUCAGGGCAGGUGUAAGUGUAACCGCUGUGAGUGUAACAACAACUUCAUGGGACACGACUGCGCUCUGAUCGUGAGUCCGUGCUCAACAUAUAAACCCUGUAUAGCCUGUAUAACACACUCUGGGAGCAACUGCACAGAUGUGUGCACAUCAGUCCGACAUAGCAAGAAGGAAGGCUUUCACACGCUGCAGUGUUUACAUGAGACCAUCAGCUAUGACGUGAAUCUGGAUGAUGAAGGCAAUGUGCUGAUCACGUAUGCUGACCUACCAAGUACUGUUGAUAAAACCAAAUUGAUCAUCAGCUCCAGUGUGACAAGCAUCAUCUUCAUCGGCAUCCUCAUCAUCGUCAUCUACAAAAUUCUGCUAGAGCUUUAUGACCGCAGAGAAUACCAAAACUUCCUCAAAGCUCAGGAGAACACCAAGUGGGAAGAGACACACAAUCCUCUGUACAAGGAAGCAACUACUACUGUGUACAACCCUCUGCACACGCAGGACAAUUAAACACCAGCUUCAGACCCGGAGAACAUCGGUGUGUGUUUGUGUGUGUGUGUGUGUGUGUGUGUGUGUGUGUGUGUGUGUGUGUGUGUGUGUGUGUGUGUGUAGACAGAGUGUGUGUAGACAGUGUGUGUGUGUU